GAGAAGGAGGAGGAGGAGGAGGAGGAGGCCGCCAUUGUUGGGGCCCCGAGCGGCCGCCGAGCGCCGGUGGAGGCGGGGGUUUCUGGUCGUCGUCGUCGUCGGGAGGGUGCGGGGGCGGUGCGGGGGUCCAUGGGCCGGGUGUGAGGCGGCCCGUCGUCGCCCGGCCUCCCUUCUGCCUCCGUGCCGGCGCGGCCAAGAUGGCGGCGGCCGAGGCGUGGUGGGACUGGCGGGCCGAGCUGCCCCUUCAGGCCCAGGCCGGGGCGGCGCGGCUGCGGGACCUGCUGUCGGCGGGGCUGGGGCUGCUGGGGCUGCACGUGGAGCCGCCGCCCUGGGCCGUGGCGGCGGGCGCGGCGGCCGCCGGCCUCCUCCUCGUCCUCCUGCUGCUGCCGCCGCCGCUCGGCCUCCUCCGCGCCCGCCGCGGGGCCCCCGCCCGCAGGGCGCCCCGACACGACCCGCCCGCCCCGGCCGCCCUGCUCAAGGCCCUGCGCGGAGACGACCCCAAGAAGAAGGCCCGCAAGAAGGGCGGGGACAGGCCCAGGCCAAAUGGCCGGCCUGUUCUGGAAGCGAAUGAGGUAGAAGUGGUUCAGACUACUCGCAAAGAAACACUGAAGCAACCACUCGAUGCCGAGAAGAAAAACGAAAAGUCGAAGAAAAACAAGAAGAAAUCCAAGGCGGAUGUUAAAGUUGCUCAGGACGGUUCGCGCCAUGAUGGAAAGGAAGUUGAUGAAGGAGCCUGGGAAACUAAAAUCAGUAACAAAGAGAAAAGACAGCAGCGAAAGCGGGACAAGGGGUUGUCUGAUACUGGUUCUCCAGAUUCAAGUCUUCCUGGGACCGAAAGCGCCGUCUCAGUUUCCACUGAGCAACUUAUAACAGCAACUUUUCCAGUUGGCUCCAGAAAGAAUAAAGGCGAUCCUCUUCUAAAUGCUCCCAACUAUAAACCCGGAAAAGGUGAUUCCGCACUUCAACAGGGGUUGAACGAAAACCCUACCGUAAAUGGAGGAGGCUGGAAUGAAAAGUCUGUGAAAACCUCCUCACAGAUUAGUGGAGGUGAGGAGAAGUGGACAUCUGUGUCACCUGCGUCAUCUGGCAAGAGGAAGAACGAACCACCCGUUUGGAACCAGGACACUGGUGAUACUGGUGCAAAUGGAAAAGACUGGGGUGUGUCCCUAGUGGGAAGGACCUGGAGUGAUCGCACAAUAUUCCCUGGCAUCGCUGCUUGGUCUGGUGUGGAUAGAAGGAUGAACACAUCUGAACAGAAUUCUGCUUCUUUUACAUCUCUUGGACUUAACCCUGCAGUUUCUGGAUCUUCCGGCGAACCAGUGUCCCAGCCCACCGCUUCGGAUUUUCAGUGGGACUUAAGCCGUAAUCAGCCCCAUGUUGACGAUGAGUGGUCUGGGUUGAAUGGACUAACUUCAACCGACCCCAGCUCUGAUUGGAAUGCCCCUGCAGAAGAAUGGGGCAACUGGGUAGAUGAGGAAAAGGCCUUGCAUAGGAAACCACAGGAGCCAGUCCCCAAAGUUCAGAAAAUUUCAGAUGAUAAAGAAAAGGCAGAGGUAACUCUUCAAAGCUCUACAGAUGGAAAGUCUAAAAAGAAAAAGAAGAAGAAGAAGCAGCCCGGCGAAGAUGCUAGCUCUCCAGCACAGGACACGGAGGAGGUGGAAAGAAAUACUAGAAAAAACCUCCAAGAGAAUACUUCCAAAGUCAAACCACCACAGGAGAAACCUUUGAAGACCAAAAGCACUCGUGAUCCAGCUAAGACCGCUGAGACACCUCCACGUGCUGUUUCUACCGAGCCAUCCGUAAUUUUAUCCGUGGGCAGUUCGGACAAGGUCUCCUCCCAAGUGCCACAGAAGCAGGAGAAGAAUGUUUCCAAUUCUAACGUCAAGCAAAAUAGCGUGCCUCCUUGCACAGACCAAGUCUGACAAUAGCUGGGAGUCUCCCAAACAAGUAAAAAAGAAGAAGAAAGCCAGAAGGGAAACGUGAAUUUUUUUUUUUUCUUCCUGAGUUGGACAUGUGUUGGGCAAACACUGUCAAGAAGAUUAUGCUGUUUAUGCAAUAAUUUGUGAACAUGUACAGAAUUUUAUAUAAAUUUCAACUGAUUUUUAAAACAAAACUGCUGUGAACACAACCAUCAUUAAAAUGGAAUCAAAGGAAAGUUAAUUUGUGAAAUUCAGAGUUCAGCAGAACGUGCUACCAUGCUGGAAGACGUUUUGGAGAGUCUGUUUUUUGUUUUUUUUUCAUUUGAGAACGGUCUUAAUUUAAGAAAAAUCUAAAUAUAUCCUGGUUUUAUGACAGUGCCCUGUUUACAACAGAUUGCGUGCCCUUUCUCAUCUGCAGCUAAGAAAUAGAGGAUUGAUUAGAGAGCGGGGUGUCUACAGAAUAGUGGGUAUUUCUUGCCUCCUUCAGAUUGAUGCACAGAACCCAGCUACCAUUUGAAUCGGUUUUCAAGCUAAGUCAAAAUGCUCUGAUAAGUACAUAAUCCGCCAUACCUUUACACAGUGUCGGUAGCCAUGUGUAGUGAAGGGAUCGCAAGAACAGACACAGAACCAUUCUUUGUCAUUUGUGUGGCUAAGCCGUAAGGUUUAAGGAAAAGUGUUUUCAACUAAAAGGUUGAAAAUGCAGUUAACACUUGAGAGUAAUGGGUUUAUGAGUUUAUUUUUGAUAGCGUAUUACAUUACUUGAAUUGUUCAAAGUACAGGUAUACUUUUUAAUUAAGAAAACUCAACUGUGGUGUAUACGGUCCUAUUUGUUUCCUGUUUUUAUCCUUUUAAGGUCGGGGCUCAUGUUUAACGCUCUUGUCUCAUGAUCUGAAAACUUUUAGGCUGAAUCUAAUUCACAUUUUUUCCCUUCUGUGCUAGAUACUGAUUUUUUUUUUUUCUUUACCAGCUCUACUGUUUUCUUGAGGUUUAAAGCUAUCUUUGGCUUCGGAAAAAUAUUCACCAACAAAAAUUGGAUAGAAAAUAGAAGAUUAGCAUCAGACAGCUUUAAUUGACAUUGUCAAGACCUCCAGUUAAUCAGGAAAUACAUCUUUUUUACUGCCUUAACCUGUAGUGGUGUAGAAUAUGCAUCUAAAUUUCUUGAAGGGGGAAUUAGUGGUUUUUAUAAGAAUUUUUCAUGUAAGUAUUGCAGUUGUAGUUAAUAAGAAACAUUUCCCGCUUGAAACUGUAUUGGUGGAAAUGGUGUGUGAGAUGUUUCACCAUUUUCAGGCACUGUGUAAUUAUAUCGUAUUGAACUGGCAGGUAUCUUUGUAUCUAUAAAUAGUGCAUGCUCAGCCAUGUACACUGUAAAUAGCCUUUACCAAACGUGUUUGACAAGGACCAUAAUUAACAUCACUUAGUGAAUUGUGAAUCGAGAAAAAAAAGCCAUGAUUUAUUUGAUGUGACUGGCUUUGUCGUUUUUACGUGGCAAGAGAAUGAAAUUGUUUGUAACAGCUGUAACCAAUGGUACUGAUCCAACCAUCCAAUAUUGUCUUAUUUUACUUGACUGUGGUUCGGUAGAGUUGACUCGCAAGGCCCGCAAGCGGAAUAAGUUGGUUUUAGUGUCGCUGAAGACCAGCCUUAUUAAUGGACGACUUUCCUAACAGGCGAUUACUAACUUUUAUACAGGUGUAAACAUCUGCUUCAGGAACAUGGGCAGGAUGUUUACAUGUUCAGAAGUUAUGUUGCAUUCAAUGACAUUUCUAAGUUGAUUUGUUUAAAUAAAAGGAGCAAAUGGAU
Molecule: messenger RNA, 3716 nt
Organism: Ornithorhynchus anatinus (platypus)
Lineage: Eukaryota; Metazoa; Chordata; Mammalia; Monotremata; Ornithorhynchidae
Gene: MTDH
Product: metadherin
Exons: 13
Coding region: 198-1922 (574 amino acids)
Biological process (GO): positive regulation of canonical NF-kappaB signal transduction; regulation of transcription by RNA polymerase II; negative regulation of apoptotic process
Cellular component (GO): nucleus
Molecular function (GO): transcription coregulator activity
Source: RefSeq, a predicted model, not a curated record